This is a messenger RNA of Capsicum annuum, 830 nucleotides long. RefSeq names its product transcription initiation factor IIA subunit 2. The transcript has 4 exons. Bases 196 to 516 code for a protein of 106 amino acids. Gene Ontology annotation, biological process: RNA polymerase II preinitiation complex assembly; transcription initiation at RNA polymerase II promoter. The record is from RefSeq and is a predicted model, not a curated record. Gene Ontology annotation, cellular component: transcription factor TFIIA complex. Gene Ontology annotation, molecular function: RNA polymerase II general transcription initiation factor activity; TBP-class protein binding. NCBI's taxonomy places the organism in Eukaryota, Viridiplantae, Streptophyta, Magnoliopsida, Solanales, Solanaceae.
UCCUACGAAUUGAUAAAGCAAAGAGAAGGGUAAAGUUAGUCAUUUCACUUCACAAUUCCACCAGUCGCCUAUAUAAGUCUCUUGCUACAAAUAUUAGGGUAUAAAAGCCCCAAAUCACUUCCCUCUCUUCGACCAAAAAAUUCCUCUCUCUCGAUAUCUCUCCCUCUUCAAUCAUCGUGAAAAAGGAUUUGGAGAAUGGCUACGUUUGAGCUGUAUAGGAGGUCUACAAUUGGGAUGUGUUUGACUGAAACGCUUGAUGAGAUGGUUUCGAACGGGAUUCUUAGCCCCGAACACGCAAUUCAAGUGCUCGUUCAGUUUGAUAAGUCAAUGACUGAAGCUUUGGAGACUCAAGUGAAAAGCAAGGUUACUAUUAAGGGACAUCUGCACACCUACAGGUUCUGUGAUAAUGUGUGGACCUUUAUCUUACAAGAUGCUGUGUUCAAGAGUGAGGAGUGCCAGGAGACUGUUAACCGCGUCAAGAUUGUGGCAUGUGACUCGAAGUUGCUCACACAGUGAGAAGACAGCUGAUUGAGAGAAUUUUCUGUUACAGAUUUGCAUUUCUAUAAUUAAUGUAGAAAUCAACAUAAGUCUUGAGAGAUGAGGGUGUAGGGGAGGUGUGGUUAUAUGCAUUCUGGGUAUAUUUCCAGGGUUGCUCUACAAUUAUAUUUGUACAAACCAGCAAGCAGACAUCAAUAGCUAUCCGUAGUCAAACUGUUAUCUAUAUGAUGCCAAUGUAUUGUAUGGACCUUUUGUACAAUGUUAACUUUAGUAUCUCUGACAUUGAUAUGAGCUCAGGAAUCAAUUUUUCCUAUCUGGAACUUUUUAUGUUA